AUGGCGCCCGGAGCAUUGAUCGAUUCACCGCGCUCUUCGACAUCUGUUCCGGCAGAGCGAAGAUUGCCAGUCACUCUGCUCAGCGGUUUUCUCGGUGCUGGUAAAACCACGCUUCUAGAACAUAUUCUCACCUCUCCAGAUCAUGGACUGCGAAUUGGUGUCAUCGUCAACGAUGUGGGCGCGCUCAACAUCGAUGCUGCGUUGUUGUCAACUCAUGACGUGACACGGAAAGAAGAGCAAGUUGUCUCUAUGCAGAACGGCUGCAUCUGCUGCACUCUUCGUGGUGACCUGCUAGAAGAAGUUGCUCGACUUGCUGAAGAUCGACAAGUGGACUACCUCGUCAUUGAGAGCUCCGGUGUCAGUGAGCCGAUGCAAGUCGCCGAGACUUUUUCGGACGAAUUCGCCGACAUGCACAUUGCUACUGGCCAUGAUCUAGAGGCGGAGGGCCAAGAAACCAAUAAGAAAGUUGCCGAGAUUCUUAAGUCGGGUGGUCUGUCCAAAGUGGCUCGACUGGAUACUUGUGUCACCGUCGUCGAUGCAGUCAACUUCAUGGAUGACUUUGCUACUCCCGACUUCCUUCAAGACCGCCAGGCAGAUGUGCCGGAAGAGGACGAGAGAAACAUCUCAGAUCUCCAGGUUGAUCAAGUUGAAUUUGCGGAUGUCCUGAUCAUCAACAAAUGCGACAUGGUCUCCGAAAGUGAAGUCAAGCGAAUUACCGGCGUGAUCAAGAAGCUGAAUCCUGAUGCCAAGGUCUUGACAACUGUCAAGUCUCGCCUCGAUCUCAAAGAGAUACUUGAUACGCACUUGUUUUCUUAUAGCAAAGCAGUCUUGUCGCCUGGCUGGCUGAAGAGUAUCAACGAAGAGAUCAAUCCCGAGACAGAGGAAUAUGGCAUUGGAACAUUCGUAUACCGUGCUCGUCGCCCGUUCCAUCCUGAAAGGCUUUGGGAGACAAUCAAGGAUGUCUUCGUAGUCAUUCAGGAGGAAUGGGUACCGGAUGAGGGCGAAGACGAGGAGAGCGAUGACGGCACCGAGGAAGACGACGAGUGGGAGGAUGAAAUGCAGGUCGAUCAAGAAAAGCAGCAACCUCAACUCGAUGCCAAGGCUAGGCUGGCAUCAAAACUACAGAACAAGACCUUCGGCCCCCUAUUGCGUUCCAAGGGCUUUCUGUGGUUGGCAACGCGGCCCCGAAUGUUUGGCGAAUGGUCACAAGCCGGCGUCAUGCUUACUAUCAGCGGGGGUGGGCUCUGGCGCUGCGAGGCACCAGAACAUGAAUGGCCUACAAGUGCCGUCGAGCGAGAGGCCAUCAUGAAGGAUUACGAAGGUCGAUGGAAGGACCGCAGGCAAGAGAUCGUCUUCAUUGGACAACAGAUGCGAACAGGAGCAGAAGACCGCCUCCGAGCAGCUCUUGAUGGUUGCUUACUCGAUGACAAGGAGUUCCGCGCAUGGGAGAGAGCCAUGACUUCGAAGAAGCCACAGGAGAGGUUGGACAGCCUUUUCGACGAUGGAUUUGAGGAUUGGCCCGAGGAUUCCCACGCAGGUCAUGAUCACGAUCAUGAGGGCCACCACCAUUGA
Messenger RNA from Neoarthrinium moseri, 1572 nucleotides. RefSeq lists its product as uncharacterized. The coding region runs from base 1 to 1572 and encodes 523 amino acids. Lineage: Eukaryota; Fungi; Ascomycota; Sordariomycetes; Amphisphaeriales; Apiosporaceae. The transcript is spliced from 3 exons. The record is from RefSeq and is a predicted model, not a curated record.